Molecule: messenger RNA, 1896 nt
Organism: Penicillium diatomitis
Lineage: Eukaryota; Fungi; Ascomycota; Eurotiomycetes; Eurotiales; Aspergillaceae
Product: putative glucan 1,4-alpha-glucosidase
Exons: 4
Coding region: 1-1896 (631 amino acids)
Biological process (GO): polysaccharide catabolic process
Cellular component (GO): fungal-type vacuole
Molecular function (GO): starch binding; glucan 1,4-alpha-glucosidase activity
Source: RefSeq, a predicted model, not a curated record
AUGUCUCGACUUUUGUACGCACUCGGUGCACUGGCCAUGGGCCAGUCUGCUCUGGCAGCUCCCCAGCUAUCCCCGCGUGCUGGAACCUUGGACUCUUGGCUGUCAGCGGAGACAAGUUUCUCUCUGAAUGGCAUCCUCGCCAACGUUGGCUCAAGUGGUGCUUACUCGAAGAGCGCCGGCAGCGGUAUUGUGAUUGCCAGCCCCAGCACGGCCAGCCCAGACUAUUACUACACCUGGACUCGUGAUGCUGCGCUCACUAUGAAGGCUCUUGUGGACCUUUUUCGCAAUGGAAACUCGGGACUUCAGACCGUCAUCGAGCAGUACAUCAACGCCCAGGCCAAGCUUCAAACUGUGAACAACCCUUCGGGAGGUCUCUCCGACGGCUCUGGUCUCGGCGAGCCCAAAUUCAAUGUGGAUGGCAGUGCGUUCACUGGCAAUUGGGGCCGUCCCCAGCGUGAUGGUCCUGCUCUGCGGGCCAUCGCUCUGAUCGACUUUGGAAACUGGCUGAUCGACAAUGGAUACAAGAGUUAUGCUGUGAACAAUGUCUGGCCCAUUGUCCACAACGACUUGUCCUAUGUUGCCCAGUACUGGAGUCAGUCCGGCUUUGAUCUCUGGGAGGAGGUCAACAGCAUGUCUUUCUUCACUGUGGCCAACCAGCACCGCUCAUUGGUCGAGGGUAGUGCUUUCGCUAGCCGUGUCGGUUCCUCUUGCUCUGGAUGCGACUCGCAAGCGCCCCAGAUUCUCUGCUAUAUGCAGAGCUUCUGGACCGGCUCAUACAUCAAUGCCAAUACCGGUGGCGGCCGUUCUGGCAAGGACUCCAACACUAUUCUCGCCAGUAUCCACACCUUUGACCCUGCGGCCACUUGUGACGAUGUCACUUUCCAGCCAUGCUCUUCCCGCGCCCUUGCCAACCACAAGGUUUACACCGACUCUUUCCGUCCCGUGUACUCUCUGAACUCUGGCAUUGCUCAGGGUAAGGCCGUUUCGGUUGGUCGCUACCCCGAGGAUUCUUACUAUGGUGGCAACCCUUGGUUCUUGUCCAACCUCGCUGCCGCAGAGCAACUGUAUGACGCCAUCUACCAGUGGAACAAGAUCGGUUCCAUCACCAUUACCAGCACUUCCUUGGCCUUCUUCAAGGAUGUCUACUCCUCCGCCGCCACCGGUACUUACGCCUCUGGCAGCACCACCUUCAAUGCUAUCAUCAGCGCUGUCAAAACCUAUGCCGACGGCUAUGUCAGCAUCGUUCAGACCCACGCCUACGCCAAUGGUUCUCUCUCCGAGCAGUUUGACCGAAACUCUGGUGUUCCGAUUUCCGCUCGUGACCUCACCUGGUCCUACGCUGCUCUUCUGACUGCCAACGACCGCCGCAACGGAGUUGUUCCUCCUUCCUGGGGUGCUAGCUCCGCCAACAGCGUCCCCGGCUCUUGCUCUAUGGGCUCUGCCACUGGUUCCUACGCCACUCCCGCCGUCGGCUCCUGGCCCGCUACUUUGACCAGCGGAACUGCUGCUCCUCCUUCCACCACCACCACUACCAAGCCCCCUACCACGACUACUACCUCCUCGGGCUCUUGCACCACCCCGACUUCCGUUGCUGUGACCUUUGAUGAGACUGCGACCACCACCUUCGGUGAGAAUGUCUUCCUGGUCGGUUCCAUCCCUCAGCUCGGUAACUGGAACACCGCCAAUGGUAUCGCUCUGAGCGCCAGCAAGUACACCUCCAGCAACCCUCUGUGGUAUGUCACCGUCGACUUGCCCGCCGGUACCACCUUCCAGUACAAAUACAUCCGCAAGGAGACCGACGGCUCCAUCAAGUGGGAGAGCGACCCUAACCGCUCCUACACUGUCCCCGCCAAGUGCGGUACUACCACUGCCACCGAGAACGACAGCUGGCGCUAA